AACCUUUGGACCGGGUGGUAAGCUUUUGGACGAAAACAGUGUCUCCCACUUGUGCCAAAGUGUCCAGCGGACAAGUAGUUUUUAUUAUUAAAUAUUUACAAUAAACACUGGACAAAUGUAUACGAGAUUGUUGCAACAUUUGGGAAAUGGUGCCAGGUGUUUGGCUACAAAGGCCACGCCGAAAGUGCAGCCUAUCAAUAAAAUUCUAAUUUCCAAUCGCGGCGAAAUUGCAUGCCGUGUUAUAAAAACUGCUCGCAAACUGGGAGUGCGCACAGUGGCCGUGUACUCGGAUCCGGAUGAGCACAGUCUGCACACGGAGUUGGCCGACGAGGCUUAUCGCGUUGGCGAGGCAGCUUCCUAUUUGCGGGGAGAUCGCAUUCUAGAGAUUGCCAAGAAGUCCGGCGCACAGGCAAUUCAUCCCGGUUACGGCUUUCUCUCAGAAUCCGUGGAAUUUGCUGAGCUAUGCCAGCGUGAAGGUGUUAUAUUUAUGGGUCCACCCAGUUCGGCCAUACGUGACAUGGGCAUCAAGAGCACCAGCAAGGCCAUUAUGGCCGCUGCCGGAGUACCUAUCAUUAAUGGCUAUCACGGCGAUGAUCAGUCGGACUCUUGUCUACAAGCUGAAGCCGCCAAAAUUGGCUUUCCUCUCAUGAUCAAAGCUGUGCGCGGUGGGGGCGGCAAGGGCAUGAGGAUUGCAGAGAAACCGGAGGAUUUCCUCACAGCAUUGAACUCGGCCCGCACCGAAUCCCAGAAGGCCUUUGGGGAUAGCUCAGUGUUGCUCGAGCGCUACGUGCGUUCACCUCGUCACGUGGAGGUUCAAGUGUUUGCGGAUCAGUACGGCGAUGCUGUCUAUCUGUGGGAACGCGAUUGCUCCGUUCAGCGGCGCCAUCAGAAGAUUAUCGAAGAAGCACCUGCGCCUGGCUUGUCGGAGGAACUGCGUCGUGAACUGGGCGAAGCUGCCGUACGCGCUGCCAAGGCGGUUGGUUAUGUGGGCGCCGGCACUGUUGAGUUUAUCCUGGACAAAGAGGACCUCUCCUUCCACUUCAUGGAAAUGAACACGCGCCUGCAGGUCGAGCAUCCCAUAUCCGAGAUGAUAACAGGUACUGAUCUGGUCGAGUGGCAGAUUCGCAUUGCCGCUGGUGAGCCUCUGCCCUUGACGCAAGCCCAGAUUACGCGUCGCGGCCACGCCUUUGAGGCACGCAUCUAUGCUGAGAAUCCUCGUGGAGGAUUUCUGCCCGGAGCUGGUCCUCUCCGUUACCUGAGCACCCCCAAACCCAGUGCGAAUGUACGUGUAGAGACCGGAGUGCGUGAAGGAGAUGAGGUUUCAGUUCACUACGAUCCAAUGAUUGCAAAGCUGGUUGUCUGGGGCGAAAACCGCACUCAGGCCUUAAACUCGUUGAUUGCACGCUUGGGGGAAUAUCAUAUUUCUGGUUUGGAGACAAACAUCAACUUCUUGAUCGACCUGGCUUCGCAUCCAGAAUUCCAGCUUGCCAAUGUGCACACUGGCUUCAUCGAUCAACACUUUGAUACGCUCUUCCCACCAAUUGUUGUCGAGCAACAGCAACUGAGCCAAGCUGCCCUCUCGUUGAUCUUCAAUGAGUUGCAGGCUGCCAGCAGCAAUGCCAACAAUAAUCAGGAUCCAUUUGCCAGCACGCCAAAUGUGCGUCUCAAUUACGCUUUAAUACGCAAAUACAAUUUGAAAGCACAUGAUAAGGUUUAUGCCGUGGAAGUCAAAUACGAUAAUGGCGACAUCGAAAUCCGCGUAGAUGGAGGCGCCUGGCAGGUCAUUAAAGCCGAGCGUGUGCAGGACGGAGAACGUCUAAAAAUCCGCGCCAAUAUUGAUAACCACAUCUCCACGUAUAAUGCCAACAUUGAUGGCGCAAAUGUGACGCUGUUCCUCGAGAACGGCAAACUGGACUUUGAGCUAGUUCAACCAAAGUUCUUAAGCGCCCAGGCUGAUCAGCUUGGCAGUGGAGGCUCUAGGGUCGUAGCACCUAUGCCAGGUGUCUUGGAGAAGGUGCUGGUUAAGCCUGGCGAUAAAGUCAAGAAGGGCGACAGUCUAGCCGUGCUUAUUGCUAUGAAAAUGGAGCACAUUCUGAAGGCACCUAAAGAUGCAACCAUUAAAACGAUUGGCGGUGCCGAGGGCGAUAACGUGGCCAAGGGAGCAGCAGUCAUUACCUUCGUUGAUGAGGAUGUGUCGAACUAAAUCAUUUGCAUUUUCAUUUGAUUGCAUACCAGGGAAUUGUUGCAUUUAGCCACAGAAUGUUUAUGUUCUUCUAUUUCUGUGUAUCUAUGUCUUUGAUCAGUUUUAAGCUUUAACGCGUGCAUUUAUUAGAUUUAAGCGUAAAGAAUUCCAUUCAAUGGAGCAUUGUUGUCUUGUCCUUUGACAUUAAAAGCGGGUUUUUCUUUUAUAAUGAAUGAAAAUUAUUUCAUUUGCCAGAAUCAAUGAAUAAAGUUGAAAAAAAAUA
Messenger RNA from Drosophila innubila, 2465 nucleotides. It is a transcript of the gene Mccc1, whose product is annotated as methylcrotonoyl-CoA carboxylase subunit alpha, mitochondrial. The coding region runs from base 116 to 2203 and encodes 695 amino acids. Gene Ontology annotation, cellular component: mitochondrion. The record is from RefSeq and is a predicted model, not a curated record. The transcript has 7 exons. Lineage: Eukaryota; Metazoa; Arthropoda; Insecta; Diptera; Drosophilidae. Gene Ontology annotation, molecular function: metal ion binding; methylcrotonoyl-CoA carboxylase activity; ATP binding.